Molecule: messenger RNA, 1268 nt
Organism: Effrenium voratum
Lineage: Eukaryota; Dinophyceae; Suessiales; Symbiodiniaceae
Source: the annotation of a GenBank genome assembly
CAAGUCCGGGAGCUGUUUGGCUUGGCGGGAUGGUUGUCCCGAAAGCGCUGGGGCAGUGUGCCUUUGGCAUUUGCUUGGUGUGUUCACUUUUUCCGGCAUGGCUGGUCGCUGUUGUGGCAAAGCUGAUUAGCUUCUGCUUGCCGGGUGACAGGCGGGCUGCCUUUGAGCGAAUCUUGGGACGACUGCUCAUCGUCCUGGUGGUGCUGUGCUGGAGACUGCUGUUUCUGCUCUGCGCCUGGGUGCGCAUUGAUGUCUUCCAGCAAGAGGGAGACGGGCCCUUCCUGGGCGAGCCCGGGAAGCCGGCCGUCCUGGUGAUGAACCACACCUCGUUCUUAGAUGCUGUGCUUGCGCCUUCUCUGGCACCUCUUUGUCGGAGUCCUGACGUACGCGUCCUGGUAGCCAAUUAUGUCUUCGACAUUCCCUUGCUGAGUUCGGUGAUGCGUGGCAUCGGGCUCCCAGAGGUGCCCUUCAAAGGCUCCGCAGGUGACUUCGGGAACAUGGCCGUGGAGAAGGAGUUGAUGGACGUGAGGUUGCAGGCCUUCUGCGACCACGUCAAGAGCGGUGGCGUGGGCGCUUGGUUUCCGGAGGGCUUGCGGAAUCGCGGCAACCCCGAGGUGCUGCAGGAAUUCCGCGCAGGGGCGUUUGCAGUACCCGCGCAAGCAGAUGUGGAAAUCUGGUGCUGCGCCGCUGUGGGGUGCAAUGUUAGCUGGCCGCUGAAAGCACUGAUGGGAGGAUGUCCAGCCAGAAUUGGCCUCAAGGUUUUCCGGCUCACAGACAGCAGCCACGCCUGGCUCGCGUCACAGAAUUUGAACUCUGCCGACGAGCGGACCAAGGCUGUGCGACUGGCUGGCUUGGCCAAAGAUGCGAUGCAGGAGGCCAUCCACGAACUGGUGGCCAAAGGUUUCUCUGCAAAAGGAGCUGCGAGCUCGGCUAGCGUUGCAUGCGAAGCGUGCGACGCGGUGCUGCACAGGUCAAACAGAAUUGACGUCCAAGGCAGGGCUGGGCUUCUGUCCUCGUGUCGAUUGGGAUAUAUCAUAUCCCUUCGGCAACUUGUCUCCAGUGUGGGCUUGAGAGGACUUUCCGCGCCGACGCUGGCUUGAGGGCUGGCCGCAUGUAAAAAUAGCACAGACCAACUGCCAUGACACGAGCUCUCGUGCGGCAUGUCUGCUGCGCUUCGCUUCGAGCCGAGCUCGAGCGACGGAUGGCAGCCCCUUGCGAGCUAGAAUCUGCAUGGCAUCCGCGCAGCGCCUCGCAAGGAUGCUAAGAGC